Paramacrobiotus metropolitanus is the source of this 3179-nucleotide messenger RNA. RefSeq names its product vacuolar protein sorting-associated protein 54-like. Bases 210 to 2999 code for a protein of 929 amino acids. Gene Ontology annotation, biological process: Golgi to vacuole transport; retrograde transport, endosome to Golgi. Gene Ontology annotation, molecular function: syntaxin binding. The transcript has 4 exons. The record is from RefSeq and is a predicted model, not a curated record. NCBI's taxonomy places the organism in Eukaryota, Metazoa, Tardigrada, Eutardigrada, Parachela, Macrobiotidae. Gene Ontology annotation, cellular component: GARP complex.
ACUCCACAUUGUUAUCGCCUAAAUUAUUUGAAUACUGUAAGUAAGUUUAGUUUUCAGAUUUUUACCAUCAGAUGUAAAAGUUAAUAAAAAUUUUGAGAUUUUCUUUCAUCGUUACUUGCUUUUUUAUGCGCAUUUUGUGCCUACACGGUAUGGAAGAUGUUCGGAUUCGUCGUUGAGGAGCCUGAUUCGUGUAGGUUGAGGCACCGUCGAUGAACGAGGAUCUCACUCUGGAGAUGGAUACUGAAAAAUCUAAAGUGCAGAGAAGCACAUCGAUUCGUUCUUCCCAGAAUCCGUUUGACGAGGAUGAAUCUAACGACAAUCACUCUCAUCCGAGGACGCUGUCACGAGGCAGCAGCAUCGUCUCACACACUCCAUUCGAUGAGCCCGAUUCACGGCCUAUUUCCCGUUUAUCUCGUUCGUCCACCAUAACAUCCCUCGGACGUCAUCCCAGUUUGCAAGAGGACUUGCCACAGCGUGUGUUCAACUUCUACGAUACCAGCGUCAAUCUGCCCGCCGUUUUAAACGAUCCGCGCAAGCCGCGGCCGAUUGAUUUUCUCACGCGAACAUGGGGUGAAGGUUUCAUGGAGAAUUCCGUCCGCCCGUCGCCGCGCCUGGACGAAUACAGCAUCGACGAUUUCCGACCGUAUAUGCGCUGCAUUAAUGUACGAGAGGCACUCCUGAAAGGCACACGAUCCACUCCGGACAGUUUUGAUCGACGACCAUCGCACAGUGUGCGGAGUCCGCGUCCGACGUCGGAGAAUCCGCUGGAAAAUAUUCCCGCGGUGUAUCUGGCGCAGACACUGGAUUUGGAGAAUCCCCAGAUUUUUCGACAGAUUUGUCCAGUUUCAUUGGCGGAUCGGGAGGCACGGCGCUCCAUACAGGGACUGCGGGAUCGGUGCGCGCAGUGGUUGGAUAUCGUGGAGAGUGAAAUCGCCAAAACUGUUUCGCUCAGAGCGGAAGCGUUUUUCACGGUGGUCACCAGCCACGAUCUACUCCAGGAUCGAAUAGAGAUUUGUCAAAAUAAAGCGUCCUUAGCGAGACAAAGGCUGCAGACGACGGAGAAGAUUAUACAACCUUAUGUGCAGACAGUGGCACUUGCCCAGAAACGGUUUAAUUUAAACCGAACGAUGCACAAACUGCAAACCGUUCUGACGAUAAGCCAGACCCAGGCUACCAUCCAGAUGCUGCUAGCUAGCGGAGAUUUCGUCGGUGCGCUAGAUUUGAUAACUACGACGCGUGAUAUUGUUGGCAGCGAAUUAUCGGGCCUGCACUGUUUUCGCCAUCUCGGCACACAGCUGAGUGAGAUGGAAAAGUUCAUUGAUAAAAUGAUGAGCUUGGAAUUCCGUCGCGCUUUAUCCGCCCACUUAAACCGCUCAUUUGACGGUGAAGAAUCAUCUCAAAAAAUGCAGGAAGCCGAACGCUUUGCGGCGAUCGUAACAGGCUUACUCCGGCAAAGGCGUUUCAAUGUUGUUGAUUGGUUCCGUGAAGAGGCACUAUCCGCACUGCAGAUUACAAUGAAGUUUGCCAUGAUCAGCUCAACAGAAGAUCGGGAAGUGGAUGUUGACGAUAAAGAAGAAAUGAGCGCCGAAGAGGAGGGCAAGACGCUGCCGUAUCACCUGCUGAAAUCCCUAGAUUUUUCUGGACUGGUAGAUUUGUUUGUCAGAAUGCAGCAGCCACUCCGCGAGAUGUUGUUGCGGAUCCGUGCGGCACAUGACGUUAUUUACAGUUUGGAAUGUGAUAACCAAGAAUCACGAACCGGCGGAGUGGACGAUGGAGGCUUAACGGCUCUGGAUUUUAGCCGGUUACGAACACAGUUACAGGAGCUGCUGUUUGCCGUCGGAGAAGAAACCCAGGAAGAAAUUGCCAGAAUUCUCAGUAAAAGCCCUGGCUGGAAAGAUCUCAAAUUGCACAACGAUAGUUUGGCGUCGCUGUGGGAGAUUUUGCAACAUAUCAUGAAGGAUGGAGAAGAUAUCCUUGGCGUUAAAAUGACACUGCUCAAUGCGCAGCUGCAGAAGUUGGCUUUCGCCUUUGUGGGACGUUUUCAUGAGGAUCGCAGACAGAAGCUGACGUUGAUUUUGGACAGUGAAAGGUGGACACCAACUGAGAUUCCAGUCGAAUUUCAGUCAUAUGUGGAGAAUAUAAUUACUUCGCAGACAUUUCGAGUCAGCAUCCCGCGCCAUUCAUCCAACGAUUCCUUUGCUUUGAAUGGCAGCACAGAAGAUGCCCCGAAAUCGCCGGUGGCGGUUGUUCCAUAUCUGGAAAUCCAAGGCGAAUUUUUCGUUGUUGUUGGCACAGUUGUGAUAUUAUUGCGUAUGCUGGGCGAGUAUGCCGCACUCAUGGACCGAUUACCCGCUUCCAUGAAUAUUUCCGGUGACAUUCUUUUGAAGAUUGUUGAAAUCCUCAAGAUGUUUAAUUCCAGAACGUGUCAGUUGGUUCUCGGCGCAGGAGCCAUGCAUUCCGCUGGUUUGAAGUCCAUAACCAGUAAAAAUCUGACUUUGUCAUCCAGGUGUCUCCAGUUGAUUGGAUUUUUUAUUCCGAUUGUGCGUGAUGAUCUCAGCAAACGGCUUUCUUCAAAGCAAAAGCAUUUAACAAAAAAUUUUGAAACUCUAGCGCGGGAUAUCGAUACACAUUGCGAGGAGAUCGACAAAAAGCUUUUGCAGAUAUUUGAUGCACAGUUGAUUGGGAAUUUCGCCCGCUGGGAAGCAACAGUACCGGUGCCCUCGCAGGCUUUCAAGAAUAUAUUUAUUUAUGUGAAAAAACUGUAUGAUGCCGUUAACGAAAUGUUGCCACAAGCCCAUUUGGAACGGCUGUUUAAGAGUAUUUUUGUCUUGUUUAAAAGACGGCUUCGGCAGCAGAUUGCAAAACUGGGCAUUUCCAACGACGGUGGACCACAGCACGGCAUUGUUACCUCGGAAUUAUCGUAUUUCCGGAACGAAGUACGCAAUUUAACAAGGCUCGUGGAUUUAGAUGAGGAUUUUUAUGAUAUUUGGGAAAAGUGAUAGUCAUUUUUCUGUAAAUCUGUGCAUUUUCUGGUUUGUACUCGGUUGUUGGUGAAAUGUUUUAUUCUGAUGUUUUUAGCUGAAAAUUUAUCCAGACAGUAAAUCAAGCAAAGAAAUUAGUUGUGCUGUACAUGAGAAAGUGCACGUUUAAUAAUUGCGUCAAUAAAUAUAAAAACGCAG